CUGAGUGCUUGCAUAUGUCCUGUCAUAGUUUACAUACCUGACCUCCCUCAGGAUCUUAACUAGUGUCUUCUGACAGUAUUAAAGAUGACUGGGAUCCAGUACCUGGUUUGUCUGUGGACUCUGUUUAUCACACAGACUGGUUUUGUACGCGGUGAAAUUCAGUUCAUGAGGAGGAAUGAGGGGGAAUCUGUGGUUCUUCCCUGCGUGGCUGAGCAAAGGAAACCUUCAACCUUUGGAGUCUACCUGAAGCGCAGCUGGCUGAAUCCCCGUGAUGUGCUGUUCAUGUACACCGAAAGCAGCUUCAGUGUGGAUAACAAUGAAGACAAGAACCGCAUCAGUGUCAGUGGAGACCCGAGCAUCCACUCUUUGAAUGUGACCAUCUCACAGCUGAAAGGCAGCGACACUGACCGUUACUACUGUGAGUUUAUGGUGAAAAACCCAUCCGCUGAAGAUGAACGAAUUCCUGCAAAGACUGAGUUCUUCCUCCUUGUAGAUGCUGAUGCCCCCGGGUCGGUGGACAUAGGGUUGGUAGAGACGUGUUCUGGGGGCUCAGCCGUACUCCCCUGUCUCCCCCCACACGGGGAAAACUCGGCUGUGGAGGGGGUGAGUCUAAAGCGGCAGAGGGACCGGGCGCCUGUGGAGGUGUUGUACCACUCAAAGCGUCAACACGGCAGCAGUCCUCCAUCCUCCUCCUCCUCCUCCUCCUCCCAGUUCCCUGUUGAGAAGGUCCAGCUGUCCUCGGCGCCCGGUCCCAGGGGCAUCACCUACAACCUCACCCUGCAGCAGCUGCAGCCAGAGGACAGCGCCCUGUACAGCUGCCAGCUGCUCCUGCGUGGCGGGCCCAACACCAGCACCAAUCUAGGGAGACAUGUGUUCUUUGUUUCUGUGCAAGGAGGUCCGUGUGGCUGCUUCAACUACUCCACCCUGCUAUAUGCUUUGUCCUCAGCUGUGGUCAUUCUCCUUCUCUUCCUCCUCGGAUUUGUGGUGGUCUAUAAAGGCAAAGCAUGCCGCAGAGUCAAGUCACAGCCUCAGGCCCCCAUCUAUGAGGAGAUGACAGGGGUCCAGCCUGCCAGUCGAAAACUGCACCCCCGGCAUCUGGAGGAAAUGGAUUCAUCGGAGUACACAAACUGUCUAGUGAAGAAAUCCUGUCCUGAAAACCAUUACGAAAGCCCUCGUGGGGCCCUCGGCCCCAAGAGUGAGUCUCAGAAAUGAAAUAUUAGACUUUGUCACCAGCAUUGUAAACUAGACCAACUUAUCAACUCAACUGCCUGGAACUCUCUAGACUCUUAAUGGCACUGUAAGUUUCUCCAACAGAUUGUAAAGAGAGAUUCUCCCUGUACUGUUUUUUUAUCUCUUAUUUUGGACUGUUGAUAGUUUGACAUAGUGAGUCUGUAUUUUGGAAUGUAAAUCUUGACUGCCACUGUCUGUUUUUGUCUAUUUCAGAUAAAUAAAAACGUGCAUGAGCGACAUGCUUGUACUCAA
Molecule: messenger RNA, 1482 nt
Organism: Anoplopoma fimbria (sablefish)
Lineage: Eukaryota; Metazoa; Chordata; Actinopteri; Perciformes; Anoplopomatidae
Gene: cd7al
Product: cd7 antigen-like
Exons: 5
Coding region: 85-1212 (375 amino acids)
Biological process (GO): adaptive immune response
Cellular component (GO): membrane
Molecular function (GO): signaling receptor activity
Source: RefSeq, a predicted model, not a curated record